This is a messenger RNA of Tricharina praecox, 976 nucleotides long. RefSeq lists its product as uncharacterized. The transcript is spliced from 3 exons. Bases 125 to 784 code for a protein of 219 amino acids. NCBI's taxonomy places the organism in Eukaryota, Fungi, Ascomycota, Pezizomycetes, Pezizales, Pyronemataceae. The record is from RefSeq and is a predicted model, not a curated record.
GUCUUUCAGAGGUAGGUCAUAUGUGAUUCCACAGCCGCAGUACAUAUCGCCAUGGCGGUGCGGGGUAUUUAAUUGCCCAGCUUUCAAAAAGCAAGUACGUACUCUACAUACACACCCACAUGCUAUGCAGUCCUCGAAACGAACCAUGGGCCCCGCAGUCCACUCGAACCGCAGUGCGCAGGGUUUUCGUUCAAGCUCAGCCCUGCGGUUGCAGCUGCAGAGUCUAGCACACGGCGAGAUGGAUUUUCGAUCGCUCGACGCCCGUUUGUGUGGUGGGGGCCCUGGGGGGGAUCGACUAUCGGGGACACGAUCUUCUGAUUCCCCUCGCCUUCCAAGUUCCAAGUUCCGGGCUGAAAUCCGAAAUCCGAAAUACCGACACCACCUUCAAAGUUCAAAGUUCAGGCUUCACCAAAAUCCCAAUUACGGCAGCGUGCGGCUGAAGCGAGACGCAAAAGUGUGGUGUGGUGAUGUCAGCGACUCAGCGUCUUGGUCAGACGUGUGCGCAACGGCACUUCGUGAGAUGCGCAAGGAGCAGGAAUACCCUCUCACAACGGAGGAGGUGGGAAGACUGGAGAACUGGAGCUCGACACAAAUGCGCGCACGCCCAGCACGCACGACAAGAGAUGAAAAAAGGGAAGGAAUACUAGAGCACACUACGGAUGCGUAUCGGCGGGACACGUUGGAAAGCCUGGAAACCUCACUGGACGUGGUUGUAACUUCGAGCCCUUCUCCCCCUCACCGGUGGUGGCGAUCUGCGAACCCCACGCCCGCCCAACGCGGAUAGGCGGGGCUGCGGCUACAGGAACAGCCACCUCAGUGGUGGAUACACUGGAUGGGCGGAAACCGAUAAUUGAAAUGUCCAUGGCUAUUUAUCGAUAUUAUCGAUUUUCUGUGAUCCCCAGAAAGCCAUUCGAGUGAGGGGGUGGGGGUUGAGUUCAACAUUUUUCUGUCAAACCAGCUCUACUCUUCCGGUACA